Acanthamoeba castellanii str. Neff is the source of this 609-nucleotide messenger RNA. Its product is annotated as COP9 subunit 8, putative. The coding region runs from base 1 to 609 and encodes 202 amino acids. Gene Ontology annotation, cellular component: COP9 signalosome. NCBI's taxonomy places the organism in Eukaryota, Discosea, Longamoebia, Acanthamoebidae. Gene Ontology annotation, biological process: protein deneddylation; COP9 signalosome assembly. The transcript has 3 exons. The record is from RefSeq and is a predicted model, not a curated record.
AUGGCACAGAGGAGACAAGAGCUGGAGAAGGAAUUGGUUGGGCUUGCGCAGAAGGGUGCCUUCGCCCUCAUCGCACAGAAUCUUGAGGAAUACGAGUACUUCUGUGCUGAGAAUCCCAAAGAUGCACUGCCUCUCUACGGUGCCCAGCUGCUGUCGUACCUGAUCGAAAAUGAGAUUCACUACGCUCGCUUCCUGUGGCGGAGGAUCCCCAAGAAGAUCAAGGAAACCGAUCCCGAAUUGAACGCCAUCUGGACGAUUGGCCAGAACGUGUGGAACAAGAAGUACACCGACAUCUACCAGAGCGCACAGGCCUACAACUGGAGCCCAGGCACCGUGCUUUUCGUGCAGGCCUUCGUGGAGAAGUUCAGGGAGCGCACCUUCAAGCUCAUCUCGAGCGCCUACUCCAACAUCUCGACCGGCGAUCUUGCCGUGCUUCUCGGCCUCAGCGAGCAGGACGCCAUUACGCUGGCGGUGCAGCACGGCUGGACGCACGAUGCUGCUUCGGGAUCAGUGGCUCCCAGGCCCAUCGUCCCCGAGACGAGGCAGGGCGCUUCGCUCGACCAGCUGCAGCAGCUCACCGACUACGUGUGCUUCCUCGAGGAGAACUAA